Trichogramma pretiosum is the source of this 4604-nucleotide messenger RNA. It is a transcript of the gene cue, whose product is annotated as protein cueball. The record is from RefSeq and is a predicted model, not a curated record. Bases 233 to 2104 code for a protein of 623 amino acids. The transcript has 6 exons. Lineage: Eukaryota; Metazoa; Arthropoda; Insecta; Hymenoptera; Trichogrammatidae.
UUCAUCGAGUCUCGCCUGUACUGUCGCGGCGCAUCGUCGAAACUGCCUCAGUCCGAGCUAGAACACUGCCGCUGGCAGAGCGCAGUGCACAUCGAGCCGUAGAGCGUGUUAGUGACUGCUGGGCUACGCCGUCGUUGACGUAGUAUCUCGGCGGAGCAGAAGACUUCGUGUGUGUGUUCACUGUGCUACAUAUAUAAUAUAAGCAAAUUUCGACUUUCAAGCUCUAAGCACGAUGGAUCGCGCACGUCCGAGUCGCGCUUUUCUCUCCUCGCUCAUUAUCGUGGCCUGUCUUUUCUGUUCCUCGUCGGCCAGGUCAUGGGAUCUGGCAAUGACGAUCGGCAACCGGAUUGAAUUUUUCAAUUACGAUGGUAACGUUACCGGUACCGUGGUGAUUGCCGACGCCCAACGCCUCGUUGGCAUGGCCUACGACGACGAAAGUCGCACGAUGUAUCUUAGCGACCCAGUGAAUUUGAACUUUUCUCUCUUUAGUAUCGAUCUUUCAGCCGAAACGAUCAAGCCGCAACUUUUGCUGAGUGAAAAAGUGCAGACGCCUAUUUUUGCCUUGGCUUUCGACCGUCCGACUCGACAGCUCUUCAUGACAACUAAACACACCAUUCUAAAGAUGAGCUUACCAGUCAACGGUCGGCCUGGACCUUUUGAGGUUGUGCUUAAAUUUGAGAAUGUACAACCUCGAGACCUUGCGAUUGACUCGUGCAACAGAAAAAUUUAUUGGACCAACGCUCACCGAUCGUUUCCAAGCAUCAUGUCGUCGAACUUUGAUGGGUCGGAGGCGAGGACCUUGUUCGAGAAGGACCUGUACGAUCCUGUAGCCGUGCUGGUCGACCACUCGACGUCGCGCCUCUACUGGAUCGAUGACGAAGAGGGCAACACUUAUUUCAAAAUCGAGUACUCGAAUCUCGAUGGAAGCAAUCGGAACUUGGUGAAGCGCGUGGGAAAACGUCAUCAACCUCUGCAUCUGGCGGUUUCUCCUAAAAAUUUCUAUUGGACCGAUGCCAUGUACUCGUCCAUGUGGCAAAUGGAGAAAGAUCUCAACGGAGGUGCCAUUAAGGAAUUCAAAUCUUUCUGGGACAUCGAUCAGGCGUCGGAACCUACGACCAUCUUGGCUCGGGACAAUUUGGGCCUAGCGAUCAACUGCCAAGCGAUGAAAGCUCAAUCUCUGAAUACGGCAGCGGCACUCGGUACGAAGACAGCAACGACAACGACGACGACUACGUCGACGGCUGGCGCAGCCAGUAGCACCAACGCGACACCGAACAAGCCAAAGCCGACCAUGCAGAGCUUCAACAAUCUGACGAGCAGCACCGAAGACCAGAGUCCGGAAGUUUGUUUCAACGGCGGCAACGUCGGAAGGAGGAGUAACAGCUGCAGAUGCCUGCCCGGAUUCAGUGGCACGCGCUGCGAAAUUUCGGUCUGCCAUAAUUACUGCCUUUCGGGUGAGUGCAGCGUCAACGCUCUGGGACGGCCUUCCUGCAAGUGUAAGGACGGUUUCAAGGGAACGCACUGCCAGGUCGACGUCUGCGACAAUUACUGCCUCAACGGAGGUACUUGCCUCGUGAAGGAUGCCCAGCCAACUUGCCGCUGCAAGUAUUCCAGUGGCUCCAGAUGUGAGAUCGCUUUUGAUAUGGCCGAAGUCUGCUCGAUGUAUUGCAUGCAUAAGCAAUUACAAAUCGGUAGCUCUGAUAUGAGCUUCUGCAAGUGCGACGAAUUUAAUCACUCCAUCCAAGACGUGUUAAAUUUGGACGUGUUCGGCUACAAAAUCCUUUGGAUCGCCGUGGCCAUAUUUGGCUGCUGCAUGGCUGUCCUCGUCGCCCUCCUUAGUUUCUGGGUCAGUCGGCUGAGGCGCCGACCUCGUAUCAAGAAGAGAUUCGUCGUAACCAAACCCGGUUCUGCACCCCUGACUUCCAGGCCCGGACAGCUCGGCACCGAGCAAUGUGAAAUAACUAUCGAGAACUGCUGCAAUAUGAAUAUCUGCGAGACUCCUUGCUUCGAACCAAAGGCAUUGCCAGGACGAGCGAUCAGUCAGAGAAAGGAGGAAAAGAGCAAUCUCAUCGACAACAUGGAGUCGAACGGGCUUGGUUGUUAACAUCAACUUUAUCGCCGGCGCGACCUCAUCGUCGUCGUCGACGAGUGCAACCGCCCGUUGAUCAUGUUGCACAAUGAAAAUACCAAAGGCUGCAAACCACUCUUCCCAUGGAUUUCCUAAGACAAUAUAUAUUUUUCGUACGCAAAAACAAAAACGCAACGAAUGUGUAGCGAGUGACUGUCGCUACACAUGUUUUUCUCCCCAAAAUGCAUCGUGUAUAUAGUUAAGGCAUUCAUCGUAAAAAAUGGAUUUCUGAGAAAGGAUAGUAUCAAGUAGUAAAAAAUCGUACUCCAAAUUUGAAGAAAAUCUACUGUACGGAACGUAAAUAUUUAAAAGACCGAAAUUAACAUAGGCGAGAUAGGACACUCUCAUGCAGGCUUUAACAUGUGGAAAUUUCUCUAUCUCGACCAUGUUAAUUUUGAUUUUUCCAGUAAAUUUAUCUCAUGAAUGAGACAAUAGAUUUUCUUGAAAUUUACAGAGUAUCUUUUUACUAAUAAAAACUACCUCUCUCUGAAUUUAAUAAAAAUUCUGUGGAAAUCAUUUUUAACGAUGUAAUACUUUAAAAUAAGCAUACAUUUUUUAAUACUUCUAAGCGUUUCCGAUAGGUAUUAUACAAUUACCGCUUUUAUAUAAUGGGAAACCCGAUAAGUGAUAGAGCUUGAUGAAUAAUUGCCUGUGUUUGUAAAAAGACGUUCGAUUAUUUUUUGUUUUUGUGCUAUAUGUGCUUUUUAUCCGAUCAAUGAUGCACUUAAGCGUUGAAAUUAGUUUAAUAAAAAAAAAUUCAUCAUACUCAAGUAAAUUUCUACAGUAUGGGACGAAUUCAUAAAACAGCUUAAUAUUUAUCAAAGGUAACAAGUUCCAAAAUAAGUAUCGUUGUUUUUUCGAUGAUAUAUAGAUAUAAAUCAUGGGUCGGAAGGUUUUUACCAUUCAUUUUAUUUAUUUUUUGUGCGAAAUUACGUAGACCGAAUCACCUUGUGUUCAUGUAAUUUUUUUAGUCUUACACGACCAAAGUUACGUUAACUUAGGUGAAUACCAUGUCUACAACUAGGCAGGAAAUGUAUAUAAAUAAUAUAAAAUUGAUUGAUAUUUAUUGUUAACGAUCAAACGCAACUUGGCUAGUUUAAGAACUAGGGACUCUACUUCACAUACACGAAGUUAAUUGUUACCGAGCAGUAGAAGAAUUAAAACUCAUAGCUGAACUAUGAAUCAAAUUAAAUAUAGCUUUGAUUAUGUUAAUAAUUUUAGCAGCUAUCAAUCCAAGUUUAGAAAUCAUAUUAGCUAAAUUUGGCAGCCAAAAAAUCGUAUUUUUAAAUGCAAUGAAUUUUCUUUAUGUAUGUUCCUAUUGAAAUUACAGGAUAGUUAUAUACCAAAAAUAACAAAGUGAAAAUUUAUCAGAUUAGAAAAAUUUUUUGGAUGUUUGAUUGUGAAAACUAGAUUGCAUGUGACUUAUGGUGAAUACAUCAAGUGAAAGAUUUUACCAAACAUAUAAUUUUUAUUCAAAAUUGAUUUAAAAUUAUUACACAUUUUAAAUGAACAAUAACUCGGAAUUACUAAUUAGAUUUAUAUUGUUUUUAUUACAGUACUACAAAUAUAAAUAGAAAAUUUUUGAGUAUUAAUUAAAGCAUCAGAUGUCAUGUCUACUAAAAGUAGUUGUACGAAUACUUAUCACUUGUACUUGUAACAAAUGAAACUUAAUUUCAGUUGCAUAAAAACAUUUCAUUGAAUGUGUUACUGAACCGAAAAAAAGACUGGAAGCUCUGAUUGGCAUAAUUUUUGAAAAUGUAUUUUUGUUUUUAUUCAAACUCAAAAAUAAUACAGAAAAUGUACACGAAAAUGUUCAGUACAAAGAAUGUAACUACAAGUAUGCCAUACUGCUAUAUAUUUCAGUGAAAAGGUAUACAUCAGGGUGCUAAACAUUGAAAGAUAUUUUUUAUUAUUUAAUUUAAUUUAUAAAAAAUUGAAUAGUUUAAUUUUGAAAAGAGUUAAAAUUCACUUGAAGUAAAUUAUUUACUUUGAAGUAGACACAUUUUUUAGAGCCAAUUUGUGUUACUGAUACUUUAUGCCAAUAGAACUUAUGAGCAGAAACAUAUUGAAAUUCAAUGCUUCAAAUGAACAUUAAUCUUAAUAAUUUUUAUGUACCUAUAAAGAUUUAAUUAUCAAAUUGAUGCACAAAAUAUUUCAAGUGGAAUCUGCUCCUUAAUAAAAUAUAAGCUGUAAGAAUGUUGGAAAAUAUCCCUUUUCCAGACACUCAUCCACAGAGUUGUGAUAGUGGAUUUAUGGUGAAAGGGAUAUUUUUCUUUUACAUAGUUUUAGUGGUUAGUCUUGUUAUUGGAAGUGAUCAGUGAUUUAUUCUUUCCAUAUUUUGUACAAGAUCGUUUUGUAAUUUUAUUCUUAAAAGUAAUUAUUAUUUUCAAAGGAUUGAUCACUUUUCCACAAGAUGAUGACUUGGUGUCAUUGUAAAUAUAAUGAAAACACUGAAUAAAAAGGCCUUUAUCUUGUA